ACAGUGCAGUGCCUCCGCAGUCCAGAGGGGAGCUGUGCGCUAGGCUCCGAGCCGGACGGGUUUCGUAAUCGCGUCGCCGCCGCUUCCGCCCUCAGCCGGCCCCACCUCUGCCGGCUCGUCCUGGGCUCCCCCACCGGGCCGCAGAGCUAGCCCGGGAAGCCCACACUGGCGGCCACGGAGCAGAGCCCCUCACCCCCGCCAGCUGUAGCUGAACGUCUGGAUACCGGAGAAGAGCAGAUGAUCUGUAUUGGACACACGUGGAGAUAUGGCCAUGCCACACAUGUGCAAACAGAGGUGUACACACAGGAGUGCAGUGAUACAGGACACAGAUAAACAGAAUGUACACAGCCUUCAGGAAGGAUCUCAAGGUCAGGGUUCCGAGUCUGAGGAAGACAUAACCUUGUGCCUGCCUGCCCACCUCUCUCUCUGGUCCUGUUCAUCUUCAGGCUCUGAGACACUGACCUUCACUGCUCAGUUAAGGGUUCCAGGGAUUCUACUUUCUCUGGACCCAUCCAGCUGAGUGAACCCAGGGUGUUGUUAUAUCUGGGGAGAGUGAGGAGUGGGUUGUCCAAAUACCAGAGCAAGAGCCCUUUGGGGCCUCAGACAGAGGAGUGAAGCUGGAACCAUCAGGGAACAUGAGUGAAUUUUGGCACAAACUGGGCUGCUGUGUGGUAGAGAAACCCCAGCCGAAGAAGAAGAGAAGACGGAUUGACCGGACCAUGAUUGGGGAACCAAUGAAUUUUGUCCACCUGACUCACAUUGGCUCUGGGGAGAUGGGGGCCGGAGAUGGACUUGCCAUGACAGGUGCAGUUCAGGAGCAGAUGAGAUCCAAGGGAAACCGAGAUAGGCCAUGGAGCAAUUCUAGGGGCUUAUAGCUCCAAUAAUGGAACGGUUCUGCCAUCUUGAAAACCCCAUUCUGUUUCCAGCCCAGAAGAAAUGCUGCCCCUACCAGAUCCCUCCUUGAACCAGUGAUCUAAGGACCCCUCUUUUCCCUAUCUGCCUAACAGUGCCUCAUAAGGCUUGGGGGCUGGACUCCCUCUACUCCCUCUGGCUAUAGCCCCUCCUGGAGAUGGGGUCAAGGCAGCAGGACUGACCAAGUGACUACUGGUUAGCCAGAGGAGCUCAGCUGAAGCCCUGGACACCCUCAGAUCUGAGAUAGGAGUUCUCUAGGAACCUGGAAUGAGUUCCUGUCUCCUGAAUGAUGGUCUGGGUGCCACCUGUUUUUAAACUCUUAACCUGGAACUCCUUAAAUGGGGUAGGUGGGUGAAAUUAUCAAAGCUGAAGCUGGCUUUGCUGAAAAGCUCCCUACCUCCCUGCCGUUCUUCCUCCUGGAAUGAACUAAAGCAGAUGUCAAACGGGCUGGUGGGGGUGACUACUCCCUUUUCCACUCUUUAGAUUUCAAACCUUAGGCUCACAGCCCCUCAAUAUCUCUCUGCUAAUACCAGUGUCUCUCUCUAGUUAGGCCUCUAAUCAAUCCUCUGUUUCUGUUUACCAGCUUCCCAGCAACUUUCCUCUUUUAAAAUAUUAAAAAUUUAAUUCAGGUUCUCUUAAUCCCCAUCCUGCUGUUGCCUCCACCCUUAACUCUAUCCCUAUUAGGAACCUUGUUUCCCACCGAAUAAGAGUUAAGGUAAGAGAUAGCUUUUCACCUGAUGACAUUCCAUUUAAGUCUUGGGGCAUUUUUCCUGCCCUCUGCCAACCUCCCUGGUGGCCCAGGUGAGAGGAGGAAGAGGGGUCUGGAGAGAAACCCAGAAUGCAGCAGAACUAGGAGUAAGUCCAUCUCAAGGUGAACUUCUGAUCAUUGAGGAUGGUGAGAUAAAUAGGUUGAAAACAAUCAUCUGUGAGUUUAGGAGUCUUAAGAUCCUCACAGCACGGGAGCAGGGAGAGGCUCUAGAACAAGGUUUCACAACCGAGAUGCCUUUGACAUUUUGGGCUGAAGUGUUCUUGGUAAAGGAUACCUGUUUCCUGUUUUGUGCAUUACAGGAUAUUUGGCAGCAUCCCUGGCCCACCCUAGUUAUGACAACCAAAAAUGUCUCUAUACAUUGCCAAAUUUCUCCUAGGGGGCAAAAUCGCCUCCAUUUGAGAACCACAGCUCUAAAGUCAAGAUAUUUUUCUCUGAAGUGAUUUCUGCUUGGCACGCUACCCUCAUCAUGUUACUCAUCUUAAGCCCGAGCCAUGGAUGAACUAGGAGCUCGUAUAAAUGAGGCUCAGCAGGGCUGCACAUAAUCUCCAAACAAUUCUUUAUUCAGUGUUUUGCUUGUGCUCGCGUGUUGCUGUGAUGGACAGGUCCCAUGCUCCUCCAUUCUCGCCCUCUGGAGAAGUGGUUCCUGCAGUGUAGAUAUGAACAGGGUAUGGUAGGAUUGAGGAUGGGGGAGAGAGAAGCAGUAGAUACACUCCUUAUCCUCCCCAAAUUUUAAGCUCUAUUUCUGUGCCCUAGUCCUAGAACCAGACACACAUUAGACUCAGGGAGUUUUGUCUGAAGACCAGGUCCCACUGCCCCCCCCGGCUGAAGAGUCUGCUUUAGAUGGGAAAACAACGUAGGAGCAGGGGUCUUUAGGCACUUUCAGUAUUCUCAGGUGUUCUUUGUUCUGGCCCUUCCAGGGUAAUAAGGAAGGCAGAACAAGACAGAUGAGCUCCUGCCUGCUGUGAGACAAGGCUGGGGUCUCAUUCCAUUUGCAACAGGAAACAUCCUGUUCUAUGGUAGUGGGGUCAGGAAGGUAGGAACUGGUAUCCAUUCUGCCAAUUCCACCACCCAUUCAGUUUGCUUAUACCUACAGAGCAGUGACUGAGGUUCUAUUUUUUUUUUUUAAUUUCCAUGUAUUUUCUGCCAUUUUUCAGGGUCUAAGAUUGGUCCUACAUUCCCAAUUUACUCUCAGUUCCAGUCAAGCUGGUUGCUCUGAAAGUAACCCAACUUGUUGCCCUAAAAUACCUCAGUAGCCUGAGUGUUAUACUAGAGAUCUAAAGGGUUAACAGGAUAGGGUAGAAAGAUUAGAGACUCCUGGAAAUCUCUGGUUACCAUGAUCUUCAGCCCCAUUUAAUACCUGUUCUUUGGACACAGUCUUUUUCCUUUGGUGCUCUCUUGCCUUUAGCUACCUUCUCUAAUAUGUAUGCUACCAUCACUAAUAAAGUGAUGGGAAUGGGUUUGAGAGUCAUAAUUUAUAUUAAAAAGUUGUUGGACUUUUAAAUACAUUUUUCAAAUAAAAAAAUUUAAGCAAAA
Messenger RNA from Macaca mulatta (Rhesus monkey), 3214 nucleotides. It is a transcript of the gene CDC42SE1, whose product is annotated as CDC42 small effector 1. The record is from RefSeq and is a predicted model, not a curated record. Gene Ontology annotation, molecular function: small GTPase binding. Gene Ontology annotation, biological process: regulation of Rho protein signal transduction. Gene Ontology annotation, cellular component: plasma membrane. Lineage: Eukaryota; Metazoa; Chordata; Mammalia; Primates; Cercopithecidae.